Messenger RNA from Danio aesculapii, 2716 nucleotides. RefSeq names its product carboxypeptidase N subunit 2. The record is from RefSeq and is a predicted model, not a curated record. NCBI's taxonomy places the organism in Eukaryota, Metazoa, Chordata, Actinopteri, Cypriniformes, Danionidae. Gene Ontology annotation, cellular component: plasma membrane. Gene Ontology annotation, molecular function: protein binding. The coding region runs from base 26 to 2422 and encodes 798 amino acids. The transcript is spliced from 2 exons.
AAAUGGGCAUUCGGGUCCAACAGAGAUGACCAGCAUGGAUUUACAAAGUGCACAGGUAUUGUUUUUCAUACUCGUGCACUUGCACUGGAGCCACACUACAGAUAUAUGUGCACCGGGUGAAGACUGCAAAAAUAAAGAAGUGUUUGACAAAUCAGUGACAACGAUCCCUGAAAAUCUGAAAGAUGGAGCAGAUGAAAUAUUUUUUGUAAACAGUAAGAUUGAUGUCAUACCAAAAGGAGCUUUUUCUAAAAAUCCUCAAAUAAAAAAACUGGAAUUUCUUGGUACUUCGACUGAGUCUGUAGAGGUCGGAGCCUUUGAGGGUUUAUCUGAUAUCUCCACCAUUGAGAUAUCUAGCACAAACGUGACAUCAUUACCUGUGGGUGUUUUUAAGGAUCUCGUCAACCUUCAAAGACUUGUUUUAAAAAGCAACAAAAUCAACAUCCUUGAAAAUGGGUUAUUUGAUGAUCUAACCCAGCUCCAAGAAUUAUUUCUACAUAUGAAUGAGAUCACCUCGAUCGAGGAGGGGACAUUUGACAAUUUAGAGAAUCUCAAACUUCUUCAUCUUGCAAAAAACAACCUCAACUCCGUAUCAACAUCUCUCUUUUCCAAACUCAAGAGCUUACGCAUUUUCAGACUUUAUGAGAAUGUGCUGACUGCAAUGCCUGAUGGGAUUUUUGAUAGUCUUUCUGAUCUGACAGAGAUAGCCUUGCAAGGCAACCAAAUUUCCUCCAUACAACCAAAUUUGUUUCCACACAGAAGCAAAUUAGUAAAACUCUUUUUGGACCAUAAUCUUUUGACGGAGUUGGAGCAAGAGCUACUUGUAGGUUUCAUUCAAUUAAAGACUUUAACUCUGCAUAACAAUCAACUCACCAGUCUUCCCAAUGUGCUUUUUGGAGAAAUGCCCAAAUUGACUGAACUGAGUUUGAACCAUAACAAUCUCACACACUUACCACCUGGAGUUUUCAGCCCACUUAAGAGGCUCAAAAAGUUAGAUCUUUCUUCAAACCAUUUCUCGACGAUAUCUGGAGACUUUUUUGAGGGUCUUGAGAAACUGGCUGAUCUGAAUCUUCAAAAUAACUACAUAAAGUCAUUAAAACAAGAAGACUUUGACAAACUUCCGAUCCUUUCAAUACUCAGACUGGAACACAAUAAACUACAAAAUCUUCCUGGAGAUAUUUUUGACUCUCAUCCAAAACUCAGCAAACUCUACCUGAACAACAACCCAUGGCAGUGUGAUUGUAACCUGUUGCCAUUCUUUAAAUGGCUGAAGGACAAUAAAGACAAGGUUAAAUCAAGACCUCCCCUCUGUGAGUCCCCAAAUCAUCUGCUAAAUCAACCAAUCCACUCUUUAGAAGAAAAUGAUUUAAUAUGCCUUACAACUUUACCACCUACCACACCUCUCCUUACAACCACCGAGCCCAUGACAACAACAAAGUUAACCACCACAACACCAACAGCACCCACAAUGACAACCACAACACCUACAACAACUACUCAACCCACAACUGUGCCAACCACCACCGCUACAACUACAGCUUUAACAACAACAGUGCCAACCACCACAUCAACAACUACUCUACAACCGAUUACUGCACCAAUAACAACAUCAGUGCCGUCUACAGCAUCACCAACUACAUUACAACCAACAACUACAACCCUUAAGACUACAUCAAUGCCAACCACAAUAUCAACAACAACGCUACAACCAACAACUACAACAUUGACAACCACAUCAGAGCCAACCACAAUAUCAACAACUACAUUAAAACCAACAACUACAACCCAGAAGACUACAUUCAUCCCAACAACUACAUUUCAACCAACAACUACAACCCUGAAGACUACAUCCAUCCCAACCACCAUUCCAACAACUACAUUACAAUCAACAACUACAACCCAGAAGACUACAACCAUCCCAACAACUACAUUUCAACCAACAACUACAACCCUGAAGACUACAUCCUUGCCAACAACCAUCCCAACACUACAACCAACAACUACAAUUCCUACCACAUCAACAUUUCAAACAACAGUUGCAACAACUUCAGUAGCUACAACCAUGUUAAUCCCUACCACUAUUACAAGUCACAAAAUAACCUUACCACCCAGCACAACAACAAGGAGAACCACACCAUUUCUGACCACAGCGAAUAGUUUCACGUGUGGCUCUCUUCAGACACCUCCAUCAAGCCACACUUCUGUCCACGAGUACUCAUCAUGCAAGGAACUGGCGAUAUUUUACACUACGAUGCUGCUGGUGGAAAUAUGCUGUACUCUGGUGCUGGCCAAAUUCACUUACUCAUUAUAUUGCUCACUGGAGCAAAGGGAGAGACUGCACAACCAAGUCAAGCUGACUCACUUCUCCUAUACUAAGUCCAUUUCUCUUAGGCCAGUGGAGGAGACAGAGACUAUAGCGCUAUGAUUUCUAUUUUCAAUUAUUUAUUCAUUUUCUUUUUGGCUUAGUCCCUUUAUUAAUCAGGGGUUGCCACAGUGGAAUGAACCGCCAACUUAUUCAGCAUAUGUUUUACGCAGCGGAUGCCCUUCCAGCUGCAACCCAUCAGUGGGAAAUAUUUCUAUUUUAUUUGUUUCGUUUCAUUUCGUUUCAUUUCAUUUUACUUGAGGUGGUGGUACUGCCAGUGAGACUAUAGCUCUGUGUUUAUUUUAUUUUAUUUUAUUUUAUUUUAUUUUAUUUUAUUUUAUUUUAUUUUAUUUUAUU